Colletotrichum godetiae is the source of this 315-nucleotide messenger RNA. RefSeq lists its product as uncharacterized. The record is from RefSeq and is a predicted model, not a curated record. NCBI's taxonomy places the organism in Eukaryota, Fungi, Ascomycota, Sordariomycetes, Glomerellales, Glomerellaceae. The transcript is spliced from 2 exons. The annotation marks the transcript as partial.
AUGGCAGCGACGCCUGUUUCCUCUUCCUUUCCCGACAAACACCGGUCACAGUACCUCUCCCGCGACGAAUACAUAGAUUUACGAAAUUCCCAGGACAAGCAUCUGAAUGCUGAACUCGCUUCAAUCCGAUGCUCCGUCGACGACGUGAAGCAGGAGUUGAACGACGUCAAGCGGGAGUUGAAAGCUGACAUCAAGGAGCGCCUUGGGCGACUCGAAGACCAGACCCAACGUCUCGAAGCCGAGGUUCGCCAGUCCCAAGCCUAUAUGCGCAAUAAAGGGUUGAGGAAUCCAACCCUCCCUAUCCGACCUGUUGUU